Meloidogyne enterolobii is the source of this 1788-nucleotide messenger RNA. The record is from the annotation of a GenBank genome assembly. NCBI's taxonomy places the organism in Eukaryota, Metazoa, Nematoda, Chromadorea, Rhabditida, Meloidogynidae.
AUGUACUUAUUUGUAAGUAUAUACCUACAAACGGACUUUUUAGUUGAAAAUGUUCGGCUCGGCUCGUCGAGCUUUUUCGAUUCACAUAAAUUGUCCAAAUCUAAAAUCCCCCGUAAAGUACACUUAUUGUUAGGCCAAAUUUUCAGUUCAAAGAAUGAGAUACAGAAAGGAAUUGAGAAAGCCAAGAAUCGCUUAAAGUCAUCUCUAAACGAAGCAAUAGAUAGCGGAAGAAGUUCAGAGUAUUCUCAGGCCAUACGACUUCGACAGGAAAAACAAGAUGCUUCAGAAAUAUUAGACUCCGUUUCCCGCCAUGCUGCCAUUGAACGGAUUGAAGAGCCUGGUUUUAAUCCUUGUUCGUUCAAAUCAGAUGCGGAUUCGGCUAGAAUGUCUUCCACUACAACCAAAAGUUCUGAGAACACCACAAAUUUGUUUACAUCUUCUUCUACAACCCAUCACGAUCGUGCAAUGUUUGGACCUCUAUGGGCGAGUAAACAAAUUGCAGAAAAGUCUAAAAAUAAAAAGGAGGUUGGCAAAAAACGAGAUAAGGAUGAAAAUAAGGAGGAGAAUAAGAAGGAAGAAACAACAACUGUCCCCCCGGCAAGCAGAUUUCCUUUGGCACAUGAAAAACUACAGCAGAUGUUCUAUUUCCGCAAUUGUAGCGAAACUUUAAUGAUUUACCGACGUUUAUUUUCUUUUUUAAUUCAAAAUGUUCGUCAUUAUUCUCUUGAAUCGUCGAAUAAUUAUGACAAUGUUCGCGUUCGUUUUGCUCCGUCACCAACAGGACAAUUGCAUUUAGGUUCAUUAAGAACAGCACUUUUUAAUUAUUUAUUUGCCAAGAAAUAUGGAGGAUCAUUUUUAUUAAGAAUUGAAGAUACUGACCGGGACAGAUUGUUUGAAAAUGUUUUGUCAUAUUUUGGCUUAAAUUUGGAUGAAGGCCCUUCUAUUGAUGGAAAUUUUGGUCCUUAUGUACAAUCUGAGAGAUGUGAAAUUUAUAAAAAUGAAGUUGAGAGGCUAAUAGAAGAGAAUAAAGCUUACAAAUGUUUUUGUUCUGUUGAGAGACUUGAUAUUCUUCGACGCAAAGCUUUAAAUGAAAAGAAAAUUCCUCGUUAUGACCGCCAUUGUCGAAAUCUGUCAAAAGAAGAAAUUGCUGCUCGUGAAAAAAAUGGUGAAAUACCUGUUGUUAGAUUUAAAUAUGAUGCUGGUGAAAUGUCUUUUAAGGAUACAGUUUUUGGUGUUUAUUCUACAAGUUGGGACGAGGUUGAUUUUAUUAUUUUAAAACGUGAUGGCUUUCCAACUUAUCACUUUGCUAAUGUUGUAGAUGACCAUUAUAUGGAAAUUAGUGAUGUAAUUCGCGGAUCAGAAUGGCUUUUAUCUACACCAAAACAUUUAAAACUUUAUGAAGCUUUUAAUUGGAAGGAACCGCGAUUUACACAUUUACCUUUAAUUACUGAGGAUGGAAAAAAUAAAUUGUCAAAAAGAAAAUCGCAUGCAUUUGUGAGUUAUUAUACAAAUUUUGGCUAUCUCCCUUUAGCUGUUUUAAAUUUUUUAUUACGAAAUGGAAGUGGAAUUAAAGAAUAUAAUUUACACAAACUUUAUACAAUUGAUGAAAUGAUUACAAAUUUUGAUCAAAAUUUAAUUGGUAGAAGUACUUUUAUGUUAGAUUUGAAAGAAUUAGAUCGUUAUGGAAGAAUGGCUUUUCAAGCUAGUGAUUUUGAAAAAGAUUUGCUUCCUUGUAUUAAAAAACAAUUUUCUCUUCUUCCAGAGGUUUUUUCUAAAAUAUUUUUUUAA